AUGGCCAAUGUAUUUCUUGGUGGGUUUGACGGCACCAUCACUGCCUCGACCUAUACUGUGAUUAGCUCAGAGUUCAAUUCUGCCAAUACUGCUUCAUGGCUGACCACCUCGUACUUGAUCACGAGCACAACGUUCCAGCCUCUCUAUGGCCGGUUCUCCGAUAUCCUCGGUCGCCGCUCUGGUUUCUUCACGGCCACCAUCGCCUUCAUGAUAGGUUGUCUAGGGUUUGCCGUGGCCCGUGAUGUAAUGUUUUUGAACAUCAUGCGCGCCUUGGCAGGCAACGGAGGUGGAGGGUUUAUGGCUAUGGGCACGUCAAUGAAGUUCCAAUUCACCAAUCUAUCACCGACAGGCAUCCCAGCAACAAUUAUCAACUCGGAUCUUGUCCCCUUCCGCCAGCGCGGGAUGUACCAAGCAAUUCAGAACGUCUCGUACGGUUUCGGAGCCAUCUGUGGUGCUUCUGUCGGAGGUGCGAUCGUUGACUCGAUCGGAUGGCGUUGGUACUUCCUGCUGCAGAUUCUAAUUUCGUUGUUUUCUCUGAUCAUGGGCUAUCUGGUCUUGAAGUUCCCACCACGCGACACUGAAUCUUUCCCAGGUGGGCGGAAGCAGGGAAUGUGGCAGCAAAUUGAUGCACUGGACGCUUGUCUGCUCAUUCUGGCUCUCUCGGCUCAGCUAGUUGGACUCAGCCUGGGUGGUAACAUCCUCCCUUGGACUCACCCGUGGGUAAUUCUGCCGUUGGUCACUAGUGUGAUUUUGCUGGUCGCGUUUUUCGCCGUUGAAGCGAAAACCACCGCCGCACCUUUGAUUCCAGUGAAGAUGCUACACGGACAGCUUGCUAUUUCCACACAGAUUGCCAACGUCUGUGUGGGGAUGGCAGCAUACGCAUACCUUUUUACUCUGCCUCUCAUGUUCCAGGUGAUUCUCCUCGACUCGCCCAGCAAGGCUGGCACUCGAUUGGUGAUCCCCUGUCUCUUCACUCCCCUCGGUGGGCUUGCAGCGGGAAUCACAAUGUCACGCUGGGGCAUGCUGGCCUCCAUUGUGCGCGUCGGUGCAGCGCUAAUGUUCAUCGGAAACCUACUCGUCGUGCUCCUUCGAUUCAGUGACCUAGCAUGGAAGGAUAUCCUCUUUGUCAUUCCCGCAAACCUUGGUCAGGGGAUGGUGUACCCAGGAAUCUUGUUCACAUUCCUCGCAGCCUUCGACCACACCGGCAAGACUGUUUUCACUUCAUUCCUAGUCCUAUACCUCCAGCCACGACACCCGAAUCUGUGA
Penicillium digitatum Pd1 is the source of this 1266-nucleotide messenger RNA. The record is from RefSeq and is a predicted model, not a curated record. Lineage: Eukaryota; Fungi; Ascomycota; Eurotiomycetes; Eurotiales; Aspergillaceae.